Odocoileus virginianus texanus is the source of this 672-nucleotide messenger RNA. NCBI's taxonomy places the organism in Eukaryota, Metazoa, Chordata, Mammalia, Artiodactyla, Cervidae. The record is from RefSeq and is a predicted model, not a curated record.
AUGGAGCCGGGGCCCGGCGGCCGAAGCGCUGCUCGCGGGCACGGGGCCGGACCCGCGAGCACUCCACCGCCUAGGGAGCAGGAGCGGAAGCUGGAGCAGGAGAAGCUCUCCGGGGUGGUAAAGAGCGUCCACCGGCGGCUCCGCAAGAAGUACCGGGAAGUGGGAGAUUUUGAUAAGAUCUGGAGAGAACAUUGUGAGGAUGAGGAAACUCUUUGUGAAUAUGCUGUUGCAAUGAAAAAUUUGGCAGAUAAUCAUUGGGCAAAAACUUGUGAGGGCGAAGGUCGUAUUGAAUGGUGUUGUAGUGUGUGCAGAGAAUAUUUCCAAAAUGGUGGGAAGAGAAAAGCACUUGAAAAAGAUGAAAAAAGAGCUGUACUCGGCACUAAGACCACUCCAGCCUUAAACACGCACGAAUCUUCUAAACUUGAAGGUCCUUUAACCAACCUCAGCUUUACAAACCCUGAGUUUAUAACUGACCUGUAUUCUAGUAUUAUGGAACUAUUUAAAUUUCCGUAGUGGUAUAUGCUUGGUCUCGCUGGCAGUUGCAAGUGCAGUAUAUCCUUUUUCUGAUCAACUAUUGCUAUAUUACAUUAGGAUAUAUUUGAAAUAUCUUCCAUUUCAGAAUUUAACUUGAACUUCUCAAAAGAAUUGAUACUCUGGCCAAUAGCAAACCUU